Nothobranchius furzeri (turquoise killifish) is the source of this 12843-nucleotide messenger RNA. The record is from RefSeq and is a predicted model, not a curated record. Lineage: Eukaryota; Metazoa; Chordata; Actinopteri; Cyprinodontiformes; Nothobranchiidae.
UCAGAAAAUAAGCUAAUUUGAUGGCAUAAAUAAUUAGAAUCUGAUAUCUGCCAUCGGGUUAACAGAGUUUAUUUGUUGAUAUUCAGAUUUUCUAAAUUGGUUUAGAUUAUUAGUUAUACGCUUAUGUAGUAAAAAGCAUCAGAAUUUCUCUGACUAUUAUGUUCUCAGAUCCAGAGCUCCAAAGUGAAGCAGAUCAUGGAGAUCCUGAGAAGAGUGAAGAGCAGUUACUACUCUGCCUUUAAGGAUGUCUGUGUCAAAGUCGAUGAGGCUGUGCUGGAAGCAGAGGACAUAGAUCUGUAUCUGCGCCCUCUGAGGAGACAGAUCACCAACCUAGAAGAGAGAAGCUUUCCUCAAAUGGAAACUCUCCUCUCUCCUCUUUUUCACACUCUUUGUCUCAUCUGGAGUCACUCCAAAUAUUACUGCGCUCCGCAGCGCAUGGUGGUCCUCCUGCAAGAGUUCAGCAACCUGAUCAUCGAAAAGGCCUUUGGGUAUCUCAUCCCUGAAGAACUGUUUAAGAUGGAGCUCGAGGAGGGGAUGGAGAGAGUACAAAUCAGCAUCUCCAUUCUACAAACCUUCAAGGGACAGUUCCGCACUUACCGUCAGCAGAUACCAAGCUACUACAGAAACAGUCAGGAUGUAAAGUUGUGGGACUUUCCAGAAACCCUGAUCUUUAAGCGUUCAGACCGCAUCUUGGAACGGCUUCUUAUGAUCAAGGAACUUUUUGCAACAGCGUUGGACUUUCUGAAACUGGAGAAGGUUGAACUGGGUGGAUCCAGAGGAAAAAUCCUCAACCAGAUGGUUUUCAGCAUGAACGAUGAGUUUCUCGACCGCUGGAGGACCCUGAGAGAGAGCAAAUACGACCCUUUAGACUACUCUGAUGAUGAUUUUGUGCAUCACUACAAGCUCUUCGUGGAGCAGAACACAGAUUUUGACCAAAGGCUUGGAACCGUUCUCAAUUUGGCCUUUCAUCACACCCAAAACCUGAAUUCAGCUUUUAAGUUGUUAAAGAUUUUUGGCACUCUUCUUGAGAGACCCACAAUCCAACAGCUGUUUUUGCCUAAUUACAACGUGUUGCUGAACAUGUUCAACCAGGAAAUAGACCGCUGUCAGGUCAUGCUGGAUCAACACAGAGCCGGGCUGCAAACUGGUGAUGCAUUCCUGGUAAAAAAUAUGUCUCCAGUGGCUGGGAACCUCAAAUGGUCACAGGAGCUUCGCAGUCGCAUUCUCACCAACAGGAGCAACUUCUGCCAGCUGGCUUAUGCGCAUCUGGGUUGUGGCAAGGCAGACGGUGUACUCAGGAAGUGUGAAAGCAUUCUGGAGAUUCUGGAGAAAAACGAUGAAGAGAUCUUCACUGAGUGGAGAGAAGGGCUGGAGGAAAUCUGCCAAAUGCAUCUCAAAGAGCCACUGCUGAUGUUGGACACUGGCACGGGUCUCUACCAGGUUAACUUCAGUCCUGCUCUGACAUCUGUGCUGAAGGAGGUAAAAUACCUGGGCAUGAUGAAGAACCAAAACAUUCCCAAAGCAGCUCUCCAGCUCUAUUCCAAUCAGGACCGACUUUACAUGUACACACAGUCAUUGACCUUGGUGACCCAGUGGUACAACAAGCUCAACAGCACCAUCCUGGCUGUAGAGCUAGGCUUAGUGAAAGGCGAGAUGGACGGAGUGAGAGAACAGCUCAGUCCGGCCCUCCAGAAGCUGAUCUGGGCUCAGGAUGACCUUUGGGACUACAUUCAGGGUACACAAGAACUGGUCAAGAGUCUCUCCACUCGAGUGAAGAGGAGUAAAGCUAACAUUGAAGCCAUUCAGGCCCUCCUGGGUAAAUUCAGUAACCAGGCUUUCAUCACCAGAAAAGGUCUCGACCAUCCUCUCCUCAGCUUCUCUGACAUCAAUGAGAACAUUUCUAGACAGCGAGCCCUCAUUAGCAGCAUGGGAGAGCAGAUGCACAAACUACUGCAGGAGAACCAGUCCCUGCUUGGUGUGACAGAUCAGGACAGCAGUGAGUGGCAGGCAUACACGAAUUACGUGGACCAGAUGAUUGUAGCCGGCUUCUCCAGCGCAGUCCGUUGCUCCCUGCUGUACAUCAUGGACAACACAGACUCCGCACAAAGCAUCACACCACUUUUUGAAAUCAAGCUGGUGCUCGGCUCUAAUGAGAUGACCUUCAAUCCAUCACUGGACCUAAGUCACAGUGGCAACUUCUACGAUUUUGUGGAUGAAAUGGUGGAUAACAUCACAUGCAUGGCUUCCUUCAUCCCCAGAGUGGCCCCCCACACACAGCUGAAUGACUAUCAGGCUGACAUUAAUGAAAUGGAGGAUUUGUCAGAGAUGUGUAAUAUAAUUCGAUCACGCACCCGUGCAGCAAUCGCUAAGGUCAGGGAGUACCAAGCCUCGUUUUCCAGCUUCCGCUACCUUUGGACGGAUGAUAGGUCUGAAUUCAUGAGGCAGUUCCUGCUUUAUGGUCACGUUUUAAGCACAGAGGAAGCUGAGCUGUAUGCUGACUAUGAACUCAAAAAGAACCCACCGACUCUGGACAACUUUAAAGUCCAGAUCAAUCUCUUUGAGUCCCUGCAUGUACGAGUGAGCAAGAUGGACGACAUGAAGGUGUUUUGUGGUUGGCUGCAGCUGGACAACAGACCCUUCAAGCACUCACUGAUGAAUGUCAUCAAGAGGUGGAGCUGGAUGUUCAAGGAGCACCUUCUCAAUCAUGUGAACCAGAGCGUGAGAGAUCUGUCCAGUUUUGUCGAAGACACGGCCAAAGGUCUUUCUACGAAGGUGUCAAAAGGGGAUUACGCAGGGCUGGUGGGCAUAAUGGGACACCUUAUGGCCAUACGAGAUCGACAGAUCAGUAACGAGCAGCACUUCAGACCCCUCAAGUCCACUUCUGAGCUUCUCAAAUCCUAUGGACAGCAGCUUCCAGAGAGUGUCUACACACAGCUCGAAGAGCUGCCUGAAAAGUGGAAAAGUCUCAGAAAAAUUGCCUUCACGGUCAAACACGAAGUGGCACCGCUGCAGUCCAAUGAAGUUGCCGUCAUACGUAGGAAGUGUGUGCGGUUUGAGGUGAAGCAGUACGAGUUCAGAGAAAAAUUUCGAACUGAAUCCAUUUUUAAGAUCGAUUUGAAGGAGCCAUAUCAGCUGAUUGAUAAGUGUAAUCGGUCAGUAGCUGGGAUGGAGAUGGAAAUGAAGAAGCUGCAGGACACGGCUGAUCUGUUCGAGGUCAGCUUCCCAGAGUAUAAACAGCUGCGCCAGUGUCGCUCGGACAUAAUCCUUGUCAAAGCAGUCUGGGACAUGAUCGUCUUUGUCAGGACAUGUAUAGAGGACUGGACCAAGACUCCAUGGAAGGAGAUCAAUGUGGAGCAGAUGGAUAUGGAGCUGCGGCGGUUUGCUAAAGAAAUGAAGAUGCUAGAUAAGGAAGUGCGAGCAUGGGAUGUCUACGCAGGGCUGGAGUCAACUGUGAAAAACAUGCUGACCUCUCUGAGAGCUGUCAACGAGCUGCAGAACUCUGCCAUCAGGGAGAGACACUGGCAGCAACUCAUGAACACCACUGGGGUCAGAUUUGUGAUGGGAGAGGGCACCACCUUGGGGGACCUACUGGAAUUACAGCUUCAUCGAGUGGAGGAUGAAGUUAAGAACAUAGUGGACAAGGCUGUGAAAGAAAUGGGUAUUGAGAAGAUUUUGGCAGAAAUAAGUCAGACUUGGAGCGUUAUGUCGCUCUCAUAUGAGACUCACACCAACACAGGAAUCCCUCUGCUAAAAGCUGAUGAGAACCUAAUCGAAACACUGGAGGACAAUCAGGUGCAGCUGCAGAACAUCCUGAUGAGUAAAUACGUGGAGUAUUUCUUAGCAGAAGUGAGCGGAUGGCAGAAGAAGCUGAUGGUAGCAGAUCUGGUCAUCUCCUCCUGGAUGUGCGUCCAGAGAACAUGGGCUCACCUCAACAGCAUCUUCACAAACAGCGACGAUAUCCGCAUCCAGCUGGCUCAUGAUGCCGAACGCUUUCAGGGAAUACACACUGACUUCCAGACAUUGAUGACUGAAGUGGUGCAGAACAGUAACGUCGUCAAUGUGACCAACAAGCCGGGCUUCUUGGAGAACCUGGAAACGUUACAGCAGAGGUUGUCUGUGUGUGAGAAGGCCCUAGCUGAGUAUCUGGAGACUAAGAGACUCACAUUCCCCAGAUUUUAUUUUGUCUCGGCCUCAGAUCUGCUGGAAAUCAUCUCCAAGGGAACGCAGCCCAGACAGGUGACCAGACAUUUGCUGAAGCUGUUUGACAACAUAGCAGAUCUCCGCUUUAAGGAUUCAGAUGUAGCCAACGAUGGGGGUGAAGAAGGAGUGGCGGUGGCCGUGGGCAUGUACAGUCGAGAAGGAGAAUAUGUUUCCUUCUCAGAGCCAUGCACCUGUGAAGGACAGGCAGAGUGCUGGUUAGGUGCUUUAGAGAGCACCAUGCGCUGCACAGUCCAAAAGGAGAUACAGGAAGCUGUAGCUGCUUAUGAGGAUAAACCACGAGACCAGUGGCUCUUUGACUACCCUGCACAGGUGUCGUUAACCGGUAGUCAGGUGUGGUGGGCCACAGAUGUGGGGAUUGCGUUUGCAAGGGUGGAGGAAGGGUUUGAGACCGCUCUCAAAGACUACAACAGGAAGCAGAUUACACAGCUCAACUCACUGAUCCAUAUGCUGCUUGGUGAUUUAACUCCUGGAGACAGACAGAAGAUCAUGACCAUCUGCACCAUUGAUGUCCACGCCCGGGACGUCGUUGCCAAUCUCAUUUCUCAAAAGGUGGCGACUGGACAGGCGUUUGCGUGGCUGUCCCAGCUGCGCCACUGCUGGGAUGAAGAAAUGCAACACUGUUAUGUUAAUAUCUGUGAUGCUCAGUUUCAGUUCAGCUAUGAGUACCUGGGCAACACCAACAGACUGGUCAUCACCCCGCUCACUGACAGGUGUUACAUAACUCUGACCCAGUCCCUCCAUCUCACUAUGAGUGGGGCUCCAUCAGGCCCAGCUGGAACUGGAAAAACAGAGACAACUAAAGACCUUGGACGCUCCCUUGGCAUCAUGGUGUAUGUGUUCAACUGUUCGGAACAAAUGGACUACAAGUCUAUAGGUAACAUCUACAAGGGCCUGGCUCAGACAGGAGUGUGGGGAUGCUUCGAUGAAUUCAACAGGAUCUCCGUGGACGUUCUGUCUGUGGUUGCUGUCCAGGUCAAGACCAUCCAAGACGCUGUACGCAACAAGAAGCAAAGGUUUCACUUUCUGGGAGAAGAAAUUGAUUUGAAACCAACAGUGGGAAUUUUCAUCACUCUGAACCCUGGAUAUGCUGGCAGGGCUGAGCUCCCAGAGAAUCUCAAGGCUCUUUUCAGACCCUGUGCAAUGGUGAUCCCAGACUUUGAGCUGAUCUGUGAGAUUAUGCUCGUGGCUGAAGGGUUCAUUGAUGCACGUCUACUGGCACGCAAGUUUAUCAGCCUCUACACUCUGUGUAAGGAGCUGCUGUCCAAACAGGAUCAUUAUGACUGGGGUUUGCGAGCUAUAAAGUCGGUCCUGGUUGUAGCUGGAUCACUGAAGCGAGAGGAACGCAACAGGCCUGAGGAGCAGGUCCUGAUGCGAGCUCUGAGGGACUUCAACUUGCCCAAAAUAGUGACCAGCGAUGUGCCCAUUUUCCUGGGACUGAUCAGCGACUUGUUCCCUCAGUUGGAUGUUCCUAGGAAGAGAGACGCCACUCUAGAAAACGCAGUUCGCCAGUCAGUCAGUGAGCUGCGCCUGCAACCUGAGGAGAGCUUUAUACUGAAGGUGACUCAGCUGGAGGAGCUGCUGGCUGUCAGACACUCUGUGUUUGUCGUAGGUGGACCGGGUACAGGAAAGAGUCAGAUAUUGAAGACGCUUCACAAGACUUAUUCAAACAUGAAGAUGAAGCCGAUAUGGAACGAUAUUAACCCCAAAGCUGUUACCACAGAUGAGCUGUUUGGAUAUCUGCAUCCUUCUACCAGAGAGUGGAAAGAUGGUCUGUUCUCCUCUCUGAUGAGAGAACUGACCUCAGUGGGCCACGGUGGACCCAAAUGGAUCGUUCUCGAUGGGGACAUUGACCCAAUGUGGAUUGAAUCUCUCAACACAGUUAUGGAUGAUAACAAAGUUCUGACUCUUGCCAGCAAUGAAAGGAUCAGUUUGUCCUCUUCCAUGCGUUUACUCUUUGAGAUCUCCCAUUUGAGGGCAGCUACUCCAGCUACGGUCUCUAGGGCUGGGAUCCUCUAUGUCAACCCACAAGACCUCGGCUGGACCUUUUAUGUGGCGAGUUGGAUAGACACCCGACAGGCUCAAUCAGAGCGGGCCAACCUCACCAUUUUGUUUGAUAAGUAUGUGCCCUACUGCUUGGAACAGGUCCGCUGCAACUUGAAAACCAUCACUCCCAUCCCAGAGAACAGCAUGGUGCAGACUUUGUGCUCCUUGCUGGACUGUUUGUUGACCGAGGACAACACUCCAGCUGAUUCUCCACGGGAACUUUAUGAGCUCUACUUUGUCUUUGCCUGUGUCUGGGCUUUUGGAGGGGCUCUCUUUCAGGACCAUCUGAAUGACUACCGCGCCGAAUUCAGCCGCUGGUGGUCCAAGGAGAUGAGAGCCGUGAAGUUUCCUUCUCAGGGUACCGUCUUUGAUUACUUUAUCGACCCCGAGACUAAAAAGUUUACACCUUGGAGUGAGAAGAUGGUGCCAUUUGAGCUGGAACCAGAUGUUCCACUGCAGACUGUGUUGGUCCACACCCCAGAAACCAUCUGUUUGACCUACUUUAUGGACUUGCUGAUCCAGAAAGGAAAACCCAUCAUGUUAGUGGGCCAUGCAGGAGUUGGCAAAACCAUUCUGGUGUCAGAUAAAGUCACAAAGCUGAAGGAGGACUUUGUGGUGGCUAAAGUUCCCUUUAACUAUUACACCACAUCAGCCAUGCUGCAGCGUGUGCUGGAGAAACCUUUGGAGAAGAAAGCCGGUCGAAAAUUUGCUCCUCCCACUGCUAAGAGGCUCAUCUACUUCAUUGAUGACCUCAACAUGCCAGAGGUGGACGUUUAUGGGACCGUCCAGCCACACACACUCAUCCGUCAGCACCUUGACUACAGCCACUGGUAUGACAGACAAAAGUUGGUGUUGAAGGAAAUACAUAACUGCCAGUACAUCACCUGUAUGAACCCUACAGCUGGAAGCUUCUCCAUCAACCCCCGACUACAAAGGCAUUUUUCUGUCUUCGCAGUACAUUUUCCUGGUGCAGAGGCAUUAGCUACCAUCUUCUCCAGCAUCUUGUCUGCCCACUUCCUUCAGGGAGGAUUCAGUUAUGGAGUCUCGCGCUCAGUUGGAAAUCUUAUUCAGGCGGCUAUAUGUCUGCACCAAAAGAUCAGCCAGAACUUCCUCCCUACAGCAAUUCGCUUCCACUAUAUCUUCAACCUGCGAGACCUCACCAACAUAUUCCAGGGCAUCCUGUUUGCCCUGCCAGAGAGCAUCCGAUACCCCAUGGACCUGGUUCACCUGUGGCUACACGAGAGCUCCAGAGUCUACUCCGACAAACUGAUGGAGGAGAAAGACGUGGAACUCUUCAAUAAAAUCUUGCUGGACACUGGAAAAAGAUAUUUUGAGGGCAUAGACGACUCCAUCUUUAUCCAUCAGCCUUUGGUGUACUGUCACUUUGCCCAGGGAGCAGGAGAACCGCGCUAUCACCAGGCUUCAGACUGGGAGAAGCUCCAGAAGACUCUGGCAGAGGCUCUGGAGCAUUAUAAUGAGCUGCACGCCGUCAUGGACCUGGUUCUGUUUGAAGAAGCCAUCCAGCAUAUCUGUCGAAUCAGCCGCAUCCUGGAGGCCCCUUACGGUAACGCCCUGCUGGUGGGGGUCGGGGGCAGCGGGAAGCAGAGCCUGUGUCGGCUGGCAGCUUUCCUGAGCUCACUGGAGGUUUUCCAGAUAACGCUGCGUAAAGGAUACAGCAUCAGUGAUUUGAAGAGUGAUUUAGCAGCUUUGUAUAUAAAAGUGGGAGUGAAGAACAUUGGGACAGUCUUCCUGCACACGGAUGCUCAGAUCCCAGAUGAACGCUUCCUGGUGCUCAUUAAUGACAUGCUGGCCUCAGGGGAUAUUCCUGACUUAUUUAGCGAUGAAGAAGUGGAUAUGAUUGUAGCAUCCAUCCGUUUGGAGCUGAAAGGAUUAGGACUCAUAGACAGCAGAGACAACUGCUGGAGUUUCUUCAUUGAGCGAAUAAGAAGACAGCUCAAGGUGGUUUUAUGUUUCUCACCAGUUGGGUUCACGUUGCGUACACGUGCACGGAAGUUUCCCGCUCUGGUUAACUGCACGGCUAUAGACUGGUUUCACCCCUGGCCUCAGCUUGCUCUGCAGUCCGUCAGCUCCACUUUCAUAGAGAAGAUACCCGGGCUGGAGGCCAAAGUCAGAGCAUCUAUCAGUGACUUCAUCUCCUACGCCCACACAAGUGUCAAUGAGGUAAGCAUCAAGUACCAGCAGAACGAGAAGCACUUCAACUAUACCACCCCCAAGAGUUUCCUUGAGUUCAUGAAGCUGUACGACAACCUGCUGCGGAAAAAACGCACCGAGCUUGCCCAGAAAAUGGAUCGGUUAGAGAACGGACUGCAGAAGCUGCAGAAUACGGCAUCACAAGUGGAGGAUCUCAAAGCCAAGUUAGCGGUUCAGGAGGUGGAGCUGCUGCAAAGGAACACAGACAUCGAGGCUCUUCUUGCUAAAAUAGGACAACAGUCAGACAAGCUCAGCCAAGAGAGGGCCGUGGCUGACGCUGAAGAGCAAAAGGUGGCAGCGAUUCAAGCGGAGGUAACAAAACAGCAACAGGAGACAGAAAACGACUUGGCCAAGGCUGAACCCGCCCUGCAGGCAGCCAACACAGCCCUCAACACACUCAACAGGCUGAAUCUGACUGAGCUGAGGACGUUCCCCAACCCUCCAGCGAUUGUUGCCAAUGUCUCAGCCGCUGUCCUGGUGCUGCUGUCUCCCCAAGGCCGGAUUCCCAAAGAUCGCAGCUGGAAGGCCUCCAAGAUGGUUAUGAGCAAGGUGGAUGACUUCCUGCAGGCUCUGGUGAACUUUGACAAAGAGAACAUCCCGGAGGCCACGGUGAAGUGUGUGAGGGACGAUUACCUCAGCGACCCUGAGUUCAAUCCAGAGUUUGUGCGACAAAAAUCCUCCGCUGCUGCUGGCCUCUGCUCCUGGGUGAUCAACAUCAUACGCUUCCAUGAGAUUUUUGUGUUCUGUGAGGUGGCGGCAAAGAGGAUGAGUCUAUCUCAGGCUAAUGCUGAUUUGGCUGAAGCUGCAGAGAAACUAGAAGUCAUCAGGAAAAAAAUGGCUGAGUUGGAUGGCAAUCUGGAAACUCUAACCACAGAGUUUGAGAAAGCCACAGCAGAGAAACUAGGCUUCCAGGAAGAAGUCAACCACACCAACAAGACUAUCGAACUUGCAAAUCGGCUGGUUAAAGGAUUGGAGAGUGAGAAUGUGCGCUGGGCCCACUCCGUGGCUCAGUACCAUGAUCAGGAAGCAACCCUCUGCGGAGACGUUCUCCUGACUGCUGCGUUCAUCUCCUACGCCGGCUCCUUCUCUAAGAAGUACAGGAGAGAGCUGCUGGAGAACCUCUGGAUGCCAUUCCUGCGCAGCCAGAAGACACCAAUUCCAAUGAUGGGCGACUUGGAUCCAGUGUCGAUGCUGACUGACGGUGCGACGGUGGCUCAGUGGAACAACGAAGGCUUGCCAGGAGACAAGAUGUCCACUCAGAACGCCUCCAUCCUCAUUAACUGUGAGUGCUGGCCUCUUCUCAUUGACCCUCAGCUCCAGGGCAUCAAGUGGAUCAAGAGUCGCUAUGGUAACGCUCUCAAGGUUGUCAGCCAAGGACAAAGAGGGUACGUUGACGUAAUUGAACAAGCUGUGGUAGCAGGGGACAUUGUGCUGAUUGAAAACCUCGAGGAGACGAUUGACCCCAUCAUUGACCCUCUGCUGGGGCGACACACUAUCAAGAAGGGCAGCUGUAUUAAAGUAGGGGACAAAGAGUGCUUCUUCCAUCCAAGCUUCAGACUGAUUCUUCACACUAAGCUGGCCAACCCUCACUACAAACCUGAGAUUCAGGCUCAGACCACCCUAAUCAACUUUACAGUGACCCGAGACGGCCUGGAGGACCAGCUUCUGGCCCAGGUGGUGAAUCAGGAGAGACCAGACCUCGAGCAUCUGAAGAGCGAGCUGACAAAGCAGCAGAACAUGUUUAAGAUUGAGCUGAAGCUUCUGGAGGACGAGCUGCUAACUCGACUGUCCGCUGCCGAGAGCAACUUCCUCGGUGACACGGUGCUGGUCGAGAAGCUGGAGUCCACGAAGCACACUGCUGCCGAGAUUGAGCUGAAGGUUCUGGAGGCAAAAAUUAAUGAGGUGAAAAUAAACGAGGCCAGGGAGCACUAUCGCCCUGUCGCAGUCAGAGCUUCUCUGCUCUACUUCAUCAUGAAUGAUCUCAACAAAAUCAACCCAAUGUACCAAUUCAGCCUCAAGGCCUUUAAUAUUGUUUUCCACAAGGCAGUGGAGAUGGCAGAGGUGUGUGAGGAUGUAAAGAGCAGAGUAAACACACUAAUAGAUUGUGUGACAUACUCCACCUUCAACUACAUCAGCAGGGGGCUAUUCGAGAGGGACAAGCUCACCUUUACAGCUCAGCUAACCUUCCAGCUGCUCCUGAUGAGUAAGGAAAUAGACGUGCGAGAACUGGACUUUCUGUUGCGUUUUAACAUUGACCACAACUACGUCAGUCCCCUGGACUUUCUCUCCAACUCAGCAUGGAGCGCCAUCAAGGUGAUGAGUUUCACCGAUGAGUUUCGCGGUCUGGACCGGGACAUUGAAGGCUCACCCAAACGCUGGAAGAAACUGGUUGAGUCGGAGUGCCCGGAGAAGGAGAAGUUUCCACAGGAGUGGAAGGGGAAAAGUUCCUUACAGAAGCUGAUCAUAAUGAGAGCUCUGAGGCCAGACCGCAUGACUUAUGCUCUUAGAAACUUUGUGGAAGAGAAGCUCGGGGUGAAGUACACGGAGGGCCGCAAGUCUGAAUUUGCAAAGUCCUUCAGGGAAAGUGGUCCUGCCUUUCCAGUGUUUUUCAUCCUCUCUCCUGGAGUGGACCCACUAAAAGAUGUGGAAUCAUUAGGAAGGAAGCUGGGCUUCACCAUAGACCUUGGAAAGCUCCACAAUGUCUCCUUGGGUCAGGGGCAGGAAAGUGUAGCUGAAGUCGCCAUGGAAAAGGCUUCCAAGGAGGGUCACUGGGUCAUAUUACAGAACAUCCACCUGGUUGCUCGCUGGCUGGGUGCACUUGAGAAGCUCCUGGAGCGUUGCUGUGAGAACACCCAUCCAGACUACAGAGUGUUUAUGAGUGCUGAACCAGCAGCUUCUCCCAAGGAACACAUUAUACCACAGGGAAUUCUGGAAAAUGCCAUUAAGAUCACCAAUGAGCCUCCCACGGGGAUGCAUGCUAAUCUACAUGCUGCUCUUGAUAACUUUGACCAGGACAUUCUGGACCAGUGCAGCCGUGAGCAGGAGUUCAAAACCAUCCUCUUCUCUCUGUGCUACUUUCACGCCUGCGUGGCCGAGAGGAGGAAGUUUGGGCCGCAGGGCUGGAACAGGAAGUACCCGUUCAACACCGGAGACCUCACCAUAUCGGUUAACGUCCUCUACAACUACCUGGAGGCCAACACACAGGUUCCAUGGGAGGAUCUGAGGUAUCUGUUUGGGGAGAUCAUGUAUGGAGGACAUAUCACUGAUGACUGGGACAGACGGCUCUGCAGAACUUACCUGGAAGAAUACAUGCAGCCGAACCAGUUUGACCGGAAAUUUGCUUUGGGAACUGGGUUUCUUGUUCCCUCUAAUUUGGAUUACAAGGGCUACCACGACUUCAUAGAUGAAAUGCUGCCCCACGAAAGCCCAGUGCAUUAUGGGUUGCACCCAAAUGCUGAAAUCGAGUUCCUUACAGUCACAUCUGAUAGUCUUUUUCACACCCUGCUGGAGCUGCAGUCUCCUGAUGCUGUUAUGGGGGAUGGAGCAUCACAGACACUAGAGGAGAAGGUGAAAACCAUUUUAGACGAGAUCUUGGAAAAGCUGCCAGAGGAGUACAACAUGUCUGACAUCACCUCCAAAACAGCCGAACGGUCACCGUACAUCCUAGUCUGCUUCCAGGAAUGUGAGCGCAUGAACAUGCUCAUUUCUGAGAUCCGCCGAUCACUGAGGGAGCUCGAUCUGGGUCUCAAGGGUGAGCUGGCCAUGUCCUCUGAGAUGGAGAAGCUGCAGGCUGCCUUGUUCUUUGACAACGUCCCCGAUACUUGGACCAGACUGGCUUACCCUUCUACCUACAGCCUGGCUAUCUGGUACAAUGAUGUGAUGCAGCGCUGCAAAGAGCUGGACAGCUGGACUCAAGACCUGUCUCUGCCCUGCGUCGUCUGGCUGUCUGGACUGUUCAACCCACAGUCCUUCCUCACUGCUGUGAUGCAGUCUCUGGCACGUAAAAACGAAUGGCCUCUGGAUAAAGUGAAUCUCACAGUGGAUGUCACCAAAAAGUUCAAGGAAGAGUUCAACCAACCUGCCAGGGAGGGUGCUUAUGUGUAUGGACUGUACAUGGAAGGUGCAAGGUGGGACAUUCAGACAGGAGUGAUCACUGAAGCUCGUCUGAAAGAGCUGACCCCAUCCAUGCCUGUCAUCUCAGUCCGUGCCGUCCCCAAUGACCGACAGGAGACCAGGAAUAUCUACGAAUGUCCACUAUACAAAACCAAGAUCAGAGGACCCACAUACGUUUGGACUUUUAGUCUCAAAACCAAAGAGAGGCCGGCAAAAUGGGUGCUGGCUGGAGUGGCUUUGCUGCUCAGUGUGUGA